AUGGCGACUUCCCCUUCUACAACUACAACUACACCUACAACUACGUCACCGACGACUUCUAUGGCGACUUCUCCUUCUACAACUACAACUACAGCACCGACGACUUCCUUGGCGACUUCCCCUUCUACAACUACAACGUUGACAUCUACCAUAGCGACGUCCCCUUCUACAGCUACAACUACAACUACAACUACAGCACCCACGACAACAAUGGCGACUUCUCCUUCUACAUCUACAGCUACAGCACCGACAACAACUAAGGUGACUUCUCCUUGUACAACUACAAAUGCAGCACCGACAACGACCAUGGCGCCCCCCUCUGUUACCAUGACACCGACGGCUGUCAUGACAACCACUGAAGGCCCAUGCCCUCCAUGUUACGAAUUGUUCCAAGAAAACUGUUACAAAGUGUUUGAGGAGACCCUGAGGUACGAGGGGUCCGUGGAGACAUGCAGCAAAGACGGUGGCAUCCUUGCCACACCUCGUGACCGCACCACGGACCAGUUCCUGAUCGGGCUAAAGAACAGGGCGACGGGAAGCGAGUACGUCCGUAUCGGCCUGACGGACCGUGCUCAGGAGGGAGUGCUCGUGUGGAGUGAUGGCAGUCCUCUGCGCAAGGGCGACUACAGCCCCUGGACGAGGCGUUUACGCAACAAUGGCUUGAAGAACUGUGUGGAGUACGUCAGAGCAGAUUAUAACAUUCACUCUCUCGCCAUUCAGCCAAAUAAGUGGCAGAUUACUAGCUGUGAUUGGAAUCAGAUGUUCAUCUGCCAAGUCAAAAGCCGUGUGGAGACGUAG
Molecule: messenger RNA, 798 nt
Organism: Branchiostoma floridae (Florida lancelet)
Lineage: Eukaryota; Metazoa; Chordata; Leptocardii; Amphioxiformes; Branchiostomatidae
Product: mucin-2-like
Exons: 2
Coding region: 1-798 (265 amino acids)
Source: RefSeq, a predicted model, not a curated record